Molecule: messenger RNA, 3877 nt
Organism: Cryptotermes secundus
Lineage: Eukaryota; Metazoa; Arthropoda; Insecta; Blattodea; Kalotermitidae
Gene: Acsl
Product: long-chain-fatty-acid--CoA ligase 4
Exons: 13
Coding region: 169-2310 (713 amino acids)
Biological process (GO): neuron differentiation; long-chain fatty acid metabolic process; long-chain fatty-acyl-CoA metabolic process
Cellular component (GO): plasma membrane; endoplasmic reticulum; lipid droplet
Molecular function (GO): palmitoyl-CoA ligase activity
Source: RefSeq, a predicted model, not a curated record
AAGUAGCGAAUCUCAUUGGUUAUACUCUCUCACAUGACUGUCCUGAGGCAGUGUUUCAGAACAAGUCUUUCGUGUUCAUUACAGACGUGAAUGUUACAGUGGUGUUGACUAUCGAGUGCCGAUCCUGCUUUAAAAUACCACAGGGACGACAGAGAAGCAAACCAAAACAUGUUUGAAGAGAAGAACAUGGGAAAUUUCUGGAUAGAAGGCACUGUAGGUGCCAUAAAAGCCCUGGCAUUUGUGUGUGACAUUCUCACAUACCCCGUAUAUCUAAUUUUGCAAAGGCCAUGGGAAAAGAAGACACUGUCAAGAAGAGUAAAAGCUCAGCCUGUUUCCAUAGAAGAAAAGUCCAUCACAUAUCGCAGUUUGCAAGAUCCUCGUGAGGUUCAUGUUCAGCUGUUACUUGAAGGAGUAGACACAAUGGCAAAAAUGUUACAUUUUGUAGCAAAACUGCAUGGACACAAACGUUGUCUGGGAACACGAGAGAUACUUGCAGAAGAGGAUGAAAUUCAGCCAAAUAAACGAAUCUUCAAGAAGUAUGUGAUGGGUGAAUACAAAUGGAAAACAUUUGUAGAGGUUGAGAGACUUGCAGCAAGUUUCGGCCGUGGCCUGAGGUUACUUGGACAACCUUCCAGAGCCAAUGUAGUAAUUUUUGCUGAAACUAGAGCUGAAUGGCUUAUUGCAGCCCAUGGUUGUUUCAAACAAAACAUUCCUGUGGUAACUAUAUAUGCUACACUAGGUGAUGAUGCAAUAGCACAUGGUAUAAAUGAAACUGAAGUAUCGUUAGUUAUUACAUCACAUGACCUGUUGCCCAAAUUUAAGAACAUAUUACCGAAUACUCCAAGAGUGAAGAAACUUAUUUAUAUGGAAGAUCAGCUGGCAAAGACUGACAUUUCUGGAUUUAAGGAUGGUGUCGAUAUCAUCCCGUUCUCAGAGGUGGUAAAGAAUGGAGCAUCCUCUGAUAUAUCGGAAGCUCCACCUUCCCCUGAUGAUACAGCCAUCAUCAUGUAUACAAGUGGAUCUACAGGGGUUCCCAAAGGUGUGGUCCUCACACACAAAAACAUGAUAAGCACUCUGAAAGCCUAUUCAGAUGCUGUGUAUAUUUACAAUGAUGAUGUGUUCAUGGGAUACUUGCCACUGGCACAUGUAUUUGAACUUCUAGCAGAAUCUGUAUGCCUACUCUGUGGGGUUUCCAUUGGGUACUCAACUCCUCUGACCAUGAUCGAUAGUUCAAGCAAGAUUAAAAGGGGAACUAAAGGAGAUGCAUCUGUUCUCCGACCGACAUGUCUCACUGCAGUGCCCUUAAUUCUGGAUCGGAUAUCUAAGGGUGUACAUGAUAAAGUAUCCAGAGGAAGUGACUUCACACAAGCAUUGUUCAACUUUGCAUACAAAUAUAAAUGUGCAUGGACAAAGAGAGGAUUUGACACUCCACUUAUGAACAGGGUUAUAUUUGGUCAGACAAGGCAGCUGAUGGGCGGAAGACUGAGGCUGGUCCUAAGUGGUGGUGCCCCACUGUCCCCAGAUACUCAUGAGCUUAUUAAGAUUUGUUUGUGUGUCAAAGUGAUCCAAGGUUAUGGGCUAACUGAAACGUGCUCCAGCGCAACUGUUAUGGACAGUCAUGAUAGAACCACAGGACGUGUUGGAGGUCCAACAACUGGCUGUGAUAUAAAGUUAGUUGACUGGGAAGAAGGAAAUUACAGAGUGACCGAUAAGCCAUUUCCUCGAGGAGAGAUUAUUAUUGGUGGGGAUAACAUCUCUCCAGGUUACUAUAAAAUGCCAGAAAGAACGAAAGAAGAAUUCUUUGAAGAAGGAGGAAGACGGUGGUUCAAAACUGGGGAUAUUGGCGAAUUCCAUGCAGAUGGAGUUAUGAAAAUCAUUGACCGCAAGAAAGAUCUGGUGAAGUUGCAGCUGGGCGAGUAUGUCUCACUAGGGAAGGUGGAAGCAGAGUUGAAAACUUGCCCAAUAGUGGAGAAUAUCUGUGUGUAUGGAGAUGCAACAAAGCAUUACACAGUGGCAUUGAUUGUGCCAAACCCCUCUCAUUUGAUCACCCUGGGAAAUAGGUUGGGCUUAAACUCCCUGAACUUUGAGCAGCUGUGUGUGAACCAAACUGUUGAGAAGACUGUGCUUCAAGAAAUUGAGGAACAUGGGAAAAAAUGCAAACUGGAAAAAUUUGAAAUUCCUGCUGCUGUGAAACUGUGUGCAGAAGUGUGGUCACCAGACAUGGGACUAGUUACAGCUGCAUUCAAGCUGAAGAGGAAGGACAUACAAGACAGAUACCAGCAUGAGAUAAAUCGCAUGUAUGCCUCAUGAUCUUGGAACUGACUCUUCAGCAUGUGUGCAGAAACGGUGGAUAAUCCAUUCAGAAGCAUUUCUCACAGUAUUUGAUGAUCAUGGCCAGAAGAAUUCGGAGCUCUUGUUUGAUCAGACUGUGGGGUCAUUUGGCAGGCUGUGGUCCUACAUUAAACCUGUAUUAGUUUUGAGUAUAUUUAUAUAAUUCGUUUCUCCCCAGUUGAUAUAAUUUUGCUGAGGUAAAACAUUUGUGAAACCAAAGUUUGGAGGGUAUUAUAUCAUUUCUUUGCAUCAUACCGAAGCUGGUACUGGUAUUUUGAAGUUCUAUGCAAAACUGUUUUUCCCAUGUGUUGCACCACAAGAUUUUCUAUUAUAAGUGUAACAUUUUCUGUAGUUUUCUGAAAGUGAGGAAGUCAAGUCAGGUUGCAGGUUGGCAUGCUUCUCUUCUCAGGAUGGUGCACAGGCUGUAAAGUUGUAUUGGUCAGUUUGUAUAGUUUCCUGAAUUGCUCAUGCUAUGCAUGAAACAACAGUUACUGUGGUGAAGGUAAGUGCUAGUCCAUUAGUUUUUCUAGUUUAGAUACAUGAAACCUAGCUACAUUAACAUGGCUUUGUUUGAAUUACACCGCAUUAACAUCACAGUCAUCUUAGAUUACAUUACAAUGUACUAAUAUGUGAUAAUCUAUUUUUGUAUGUACCUUUAUUCUAUUUGGUUUGUGUAAAGAUCACUUAGCUGCUUAUGUGUGUUUGAAAUUAAAACUUCACAACUUGGUAAUAAGUGUAUUGAAUACACUAGACGAUUUAUGUACAUAUAUUGUUUGGGCUAAAGUUUGGAGCUUGCCUGUACAUAAUUCAUGUUGAUUGUGUUUUGUUUUGUUUUUUGCCCAAUUGACUUGGAAAAUACAGUAAUAUGUCUCAUAAUGUACAGAACGUUUGUUCAUUUAAGCUAGAUGGAUUCUUAUCACUGUGAUCUUGUUAACACUUUCAGUUCCAGGAACUCAGCUGCUGGCUUACCUCCCAGCCAAACCAUUUUUACUCAUUGUAAACACUUUAAAAACAUGUGGUAAGAAAAUUAAUAGCAGAUUAACUGCAUAUGUUUAAGGAAGUGCUGUAAGCACCAUCUGGUGACAGAAUGUGCUCAAAGUACAUUCUGAGAGUUGUGUUUUUUUUUUUUUUGCCACAGUGUGUUACUGUCCAACAUAGGUUGGAUAUGGUAGUCUGGACAAACAUCAUUAAACAACCAAAUGAUGAUAACAAGAGUUGGUGUUAUAUUUGCCUUUCAUUGUGAUGAAUACAUAUUGGUAGAACUCUGAAAUAUGUUGAACUGCAGUGAGGAACACUUCAAAGAUUGACUGUGUGUAUGUUGUAUGUAUGUAUGCAUGCAUGCAUUGCAUUUGUAUGAUACUUAUCUUUUAUAAGAAAUAUCUUUUAUCCACAAUAUCAAAAUUCAUAUCUUGUAUGCACUUUGCCAGUGAAUUAAUUUAAGCUGCAAUAAGGUUCACGGUUGACGAGGACUUGAUGCAUCUAUUUAUACAAGUCUUGUAUUAUGUACAAUGUAUGUGCAAUAAAUUCAAGGAUUAAUUCAGUUAAA